AUGGUGCAACGUCAGUCAUUCAACGAUUUUCUCAAUUCCGGCUCACCCUCAACUCCUCGCGGGCGAGGAAGAGGUGGGUUCAGAGGUGGUGGAGGUAGAGGUGGAAGAGGUGGUGGAUUCACUCCUGGAAGUACAAAGAAAAGCUUCAACGCGGACUAUUCCAAUAUGGGCUUUGACUAUGAAAAGAUCAACAGUCAGAAGUACACCAAGAUGGAAGGUUUCAACGUCCAACCUUUCGGACCUUCAUCCUCUGUCUCCCCAGGCCCAUCUACUGCUCGAGGUAGAGGUAGCCAGACACCGCGAGGUAGAGGACGAGGCUUCUCUUCGCACCACAGGGGUGGUCACCAACAACCUGCUACACCUUCGGGAGUAGCUACUCCAGUUCACGGGCUAGGGUUUCACGAUCACGAAUCUGAUACGAGAACCAAAGGCGAUCAUCGAGGCUUGGGAUCAGGAAAAUCGACAGUUGGGAAAGGUCUGGGCACUGGAACGGUAACAUGGGGAGGAGGAAAAGCACCCUUGUUCGUGAAAGCUGGAGAACUCUUUAAAAAUGGUGAAGCUGAUGUGAUCACCAUGGGAGAAGAUCACAAGCUGCAUGUUGAAGUUUAUCCCAUGUCCGACCCAUCCGCUCCUCAGAUGACCCAUCUUCAAGAUGAGACAGAAAUCGAUUUUAUCCAGCAGCCUUCGCCAUUAUCACCUCCGACAUCCUCACCUCCGUCAUCAUUGAACGACGAAUCACCUCUCACUGUUCAAGGAGAAGAAGGUUUACACAAUUACCAAGAUGAAGCCCUCGAAGAACUACUCAGCUCGGCAACUCGUUCGCUCGCCGUAGACAACGAUCCCGCGUCACAUGGAAUUCCGAUCUCGCAAAACCCUUCUAUCCCUGUGGCGCAUAUCGACGAAUACUCAGAGACGAUCGCAAUCAAAUCUACCUCGCCGGAGCGUGAAGAUGUUAUCGUCAUCGAAGAGACUGAGGUUAUAGUACCUAUGGCAGAAGGAGGUCCGAUCGACGCAGUCGAAAGCAAAUCGGUGGAGGAUGAAACUCCGCUUUUCUUCAUCGAUACCAAUCCUGAGGCUGAUGAUGAAACACCACCUAUACCCACUUACGAUAUUAUCGAGAGUCGUCCACUUGGGGAACAGACAACUCAUGUCCAGGCAGAAGAAUCAGAAGAGGAAAAGAUCCUAUUCGUCCCCAAAACAUACAAAAAGCCUGCACCGAUCUUUAUCGAUAUUGGCGCAUCAUCCCAUUCCCAACACAGAUCGCCUGCUCCUGAGAUCGUCAGUCGCGCUUUCGUGAAUCCCCAGGCACUUUCACGGGCAGAGAAGAAAGCUGCGAAGAGGGAGAAACGACGUGGAAGAGGCAAGAAGUCGCGUCAAAGGAAGCAGGAUAAGAUGCCUAGGGAAGAUUCCGAUAUCGAAUGGGGAAGUGAUGGACCCCCUGUCAACAUCAUUGAUGUGCAAGGUGGGGAGAGUGAUUCAUUCGUUGAUCCCGAAGACGCCGAGAACGAGGAGGAUGAAGAUAUCAAGCUAUUGAGAGAUUAUAUGAAAGGCACGAUGUUGAACGCUGAAACUGAUAUGGACGAACAGGAAGGAGAGGUAGAGAUGAAAGUACGGGAAGAGGAAUUGGAUGCUCAAGAUGACGAAGAUGCUGAAGAAAUGGAUAUAGAAGCUAUGAAAAUGUUUGGUCAAGGAAUCAAGGGCUUAACGGAAGGUGGACAAGAGAUAGUGGAUGAGGACGAUUGGCAGUCUGAUGAUUCGCGAGAGGCGUUCGAGGAAGAGGAGGAAGAAGACGACGACGAUGACGAUGAAGACGAUUCAUCCGUGCUCGGCGAAAUUGACAUAGAAGGAAUGAUGGACGACGACAGUGAGGAUGAGGACGUAGAAGCUCUUUUCAAUGGUUCUUCUCAAUGGGAUAAGGACACGGACUGGUUUAUCAAUGCCAUGGAAGAUGCUCUCGACGGCACCGAUGUCAACAUGAAAGAUCGUAAAAGCCGAAAUUCCUUGUUCAAGUCUAUCGAGGAUGGAGACUUUGGGGAUAAUUGGGGACUUACACCCGCGAAGAAAAGUAAGAAGAACAAGUUCGUUCCUCCAGAGCUCCAGGUCCAGUGGGAGAAGGACCGAUUGGUCAAGGCUGAGAAGAAGCAACAGCGAGAGCUUGAACGACUUAUUGCCGAGAUCGAACCUACGCUCGCUGGCUAUUCCAGAAAGGGCAAAGCUAAAGCCAAAGGCAAAGGAAAGGCUCAUCAAGCUGCCGUCGCUCAUCUUAUUCCCGCAUCGGCUUCACAAGUGGCUGAUUUAUUCGAUAUCUCCUCCGAUGAAGAGGGAGACUUCCCUCUGCCUUUAUUCCGAAAGGGUGGUCGAAUCCCCACUAGCAUGCCUCUCGAGAUGGUAGACGAGAGGAUUCAAAUUUUCUUAGAUGAUAGAGGCAAAACUACGCUUCAACUUCCACCGAUGGGCAAAGACGAUCGAAAGAAGGUUCAUAUGUUGGCUGAUUGCUACAACCUUGGAUCCAAAUCCAGAGGUAGUGGUAAAACCAGAUUCACCGUCCUCACGAAAAACAAGCGAUCUGGUACACUUGUCGAUGAGAUCAAGAUUGAAAGACUGUUAACGGCCUCUCAGAAAGUCGGAGGUAGCUUCUACAAAGCUCUGUACACACGAGGUGGUAAAGCGAAAGUCAAGGGUCAGUCAUCGGGGCCUUCAAUCCGCCACAAAGAAGGUGAUAUGGUCGGUCACGGGGCGGAUAAGAUCGGCCAGGACAAUAUCGGACAUAGACUGUUGAGCAAGAUGGGUUGGGCAGAAGGUGACAGGAUCGGUAGAGGAGCGGGACUGGAAGCACCUAUCGUCGCCAUAGUAAAAAAUACCAAGACUGGUCUUGGAGCUUGA
This is a messenger RNA of Kwoniella botswanensis, 2883 nucleotides long. RefSeq lists its product as uncharacterized. Gene Ontology annotation, molecular function: nucleic acid binding. The transcript is spliced from 7 exons. The record is from RefSeq and is a predicted model, not a curated record. Bases 1 to 2883 code for a protein of 960 amino acids. Gene Ontology annotation, cellular component: nucleus. NCBI's taxonomy places the organism in Eukaryota, Fungi, Basidiomycota, Tremellomycetes, Tremellales, Cryptococcaceae.